This is a messenger RNA of Cimex lectularius (bed bug), 1207 nucleotides long. Its product is annotated as triosephosphate isomerase-like. Gene Ontology annotation, biological process: glycolytic process; glycerol catabolic process; gluconeogenesis. The record is from RefSeq and is a predicted model, not a curated record. Gene Ontology annotation, cellular component: cytosol. Bases 87 to 1118 code for a protein of 343 amino acids. Lineage: Eukaryota; Metazoa; Arthropoda; Insecta; Hemiptera; Cimicidae. The transcript has 8 exons. Gene Ontology annotation, molecular function: triose-phosphate isomerase activity.
AUGAGGCACAUAUAACAUUGGUAGGAUUUCGAUAACUGUAACCUUUGUUACAGGAAAAGCAAAGCAAAGUAAAAAAAAAAAAACACAUGUUAGAAAAAAAAGUUCAACCGAAGCAAGAAAGUUGUGAACGUACCAGGGUGAAUAGGACACAGAACACUUACAACAUACAACAGUCACACCGGAUGACAAUGUCACUGACGGGAAAUAAUUUAUCAAGCACUGGGAUCCUAAUAAAGAGGAUCACCGAGCUGACGAAGCGUUUUAUCGACAACCCCAACGAGCAACAGAAAAAAACCCAGAUGACCGGGACCAGCCGAACCUUCGCCAUUUACUCCGUGGCUUUCCAGGCGUCCAGCUCCAUCAUGAGGCAGAUGGAAAGGAAAUUCUUCGUCGGGGGCAACUGGAAGAUGAACGGGUCGGACAAGAUGGUCGAGGACGUCGUUAACCUCCUCAAAGAAUUCGAAUUGGACAAAAACGUCGAGAUCGUCGUAUGCCCACCGUCGGUUUAUCUGCAGAAGACCGGCUGCCUAUUGCCGUCGAACGUCUACCUAGGAGCUCAGAACUGUUACAAGGAGGCGAAGGGCAGUUUCACCGGGGAAAUAAGUCCUGCUAUGAUCAAAGAGGUGGGCGGCAAGUGGGUCAUACUCGGACACUCGGAGCGUCGAAACCUUUUCAAUGAAAACGACGAGACUGUUUCAGACAAGACGGCACACGCUCACGACGAAGGGAUCGGGGUGAUCGUCUGCGUCGGUGAGACCACCAACGACAAAGAGAACAAUCGGACGAAAGAAGUUGUCCUCAAUCAGAUAAAAGCUAUCUCGAAGAAGGUGAAGGACUGGAAGAAAACCGUCAUAGCGUACGAACCGAUCUGGGCCAUAGGGACGGGAAAAUCCGCGACACCCAAACAGGUCCAGGAGGUUCACGGGUGGAUCAGGGAGUGGCUCAGGAGCGAGGUGAACGACGAAGUCGCACAAGAGACAAGGAUAAUAUACGGCGGUUCUGUAAACGCGCAAAACGCCAAGGAACUAUCGCGACAAAAAGACGUAGAUGGCUUCUUGGUCGGAGGUGCGUCCCUAAAGCCGGAAUUCAUCCAGAUCAUAAACGUCCUGAAGCAAUAACUUUGAGCUCAGCUUAGUAUAUGUCGGUAUUGUUUCGUUUGAGUCUCUUUCCUUCCUAGCCAAAUAUUAAACGAUUAUGUCAAGUGUUU